AUGGCCAGUGCGCCGGCGCUGCCCGAGCUCUACCCGGCGGCGGCGGCCCAAGCUCUUCCCGGCGGUGGCCCGAGCCCACCGCCGUGCCCUACCCAACGCGCCCCUCCUCGCCGGGGCCGCAUCCGCCGCAUGCCACCUUGCCGCCACUCCACCACAGUCACGGAGCCCCAGUCGCCGGCGCCCCACCGAAUGCGCCCCUCCUCGCCGGUGCCACACCCGCCGCACGCCACAUCGCCACCGCCCCGCCGCACCCAUGGCGCCCCAGUCGCCGGCAUCCCACCCAACGCGCCCCUCCUCACCAGUGCCACACCCGCCACACGCCACAUCGCUGCCGCCCCCACCUGCCGCGCCGCCCCACCCACGGCGCCCCAGUCGCUGUCGCACCACCCGUCGCGUGCCACCUCGCCGGCACUCCGCCCGCCAUGCGCCACCUCCCUCGAGCAUAUGCGUGAGAAGACGCUUGUGACCUUCCGGAUGGCGCCGAAGGAGUCCAAGCGCCAAAUGUCCGAGAAGGAGGCAACUAUGGCUGAUGGGUGGAAGAAGAGUAAGUUCCUUGGUCCUGCGCCUAAGCAGAGGCAGGUGGUUGAGGAGAGGACUCCUGCUGCUGCUGCCGCUUCUUCUGAUGUGGCGGAGUCUUCGAGGAGGGCUGGUGGGGCGGGAACGCAGCAUUCGGAGGAGAUCCCUAUUGGUGAGCCCAUCGUACCUCGUUAUAAUGGUUCGAAGGUUCUUCCAGUUGCUCAGCUUUUUAACACGAGUAUGACAGCAGGAGCUUCGCCAGAUGUUGACGAGGAGUCGAGUGAUAUCCUUCUGGAGGAAAUUAGGGCAUCUCCUCCUCCUUUUGAGUAUUAUCAUGGCGAGCAGCUUGAGGAUGAUCCGCAGUUGACGGCUGAGAACAUGAAGAAGUUACAGGCCGUUGUGCGGGAAUUCACCAAGUUUUCUGUGCAAAUGGCCAAUCGGUCAUAUUUGAAGUCUCAGAAGCUGAAAGCGACUGAGGUGGAUCGCCAGAAGAUCGCUCUGUUGGAGGCGGAGAAUGCUGCUUUGAAGAAGGACAAAGCCGCGCUCGAGCAGAGGGUCAGGAUGCUGAAGGAGGUGAUCCAGAAGAACCGAGGUGACCCUUUGUCCUGA
Messenger RNA from Panicum virgatum (switchgrass), 1125 nucleotides. RefSeq names its product wiskott-Aldrich syndrome protein homolog 1-like. The record is from RefSeq and is a predicted model, not a curated record. Bases 1 to 1125 code for a protein of 374 amino acids. NCBI's taxonomy places the organism in Eukaryota, Viridiplantae, Streptophyta, Magnoliopsida, Poales, Poaceae. The transcript has 4 exons.